CUCUUCAAACAUGACUAACAGAGGCAGCGACAGCAUAAACUUUGUGUAUAUUGACUGAAUGGUUUUGUCGGGAAACUCUACCAUCAGAGCAAGCACCAUAAUAAUAUUGUCAUUCAUCGUGCGGGCACCGUACGAGUUGGUUGAAAAAUAUUCCGUUUAAUAUUCUGAAAAAUCAACUGGUUCAAGAAUCUGUGUGCAGUUAAAGCAUAAAGAAAUGUUUAAAAAUACACCUUUAUCGAAUACGGUAUCCGCGAAUAUGGAUGUUAAUAUUUAAAAAGACGUUGGUUUCUUGAUAAAAUUCAACAUAAAAAGGAAUUUUGCACUGUAACAUUCUUGUGUGCGAAAGACGCGUGAACAUAGGAUAAUAUUUCUUUUCAUUUUUUUGUUUCUUUUUCGUUGAAAGGAAGAGUUGUUGAAAUCGUGACUGAGAUACGUAAAAGAACGACAACUUUUUUCUGGUUAUUAGAUGGAAUUUAGUGUAUUAAAAUCGAUAAAAGAUUCCAAACGGUGAGAGUUCGUAUUCCAGAAGUAGCGAUAAUUAAAGUUAUUUCCUGAAACCGUCGACCGGCAAAAAAUACUUCCAUAACAAUAUUUACUAAGGAAUCCGAGUCGCAACUGGACGGAAAAUAAACUACUAGUACAGGAUUUGUAGUGCAAAAUUUAAUUGUUUUUAUUAAUCUAAAUUGUCGUCGAAAUAGUUUGCCUAAGCAAAAUGAGCAAACUAAUUGUUGCAUAUGAGAAUGUGUUCGGUGUUGUCGCAAUUUUCGCGAUUUUAGUGGUUGGUGUGAACGGCGGCACAUGUCGGGAGGCUACGUUGUGUUGCAAUGGUCGAGAUUCGUCGUGUGUUGUGCAGAAGGCUCCAAUUAAUGCCAUUAUCGAGGACUUGAACGAUAAACCGUGCUAUUGUGAUCAUGCUUGCUUAAAAUUAGGCGAUUGUUGUGAAGAUUUUAAGCAACAUUGCGGAGUUAUCGAUUGUACAGUGAGCGAAUGGGGUGUAUGGAGCGAUUGUGAUACAUUAUGUGGAACUGGUAUUAUGUCAAGAACGAGGAAAGUGAUAAACUCACCAACGAAUGGAGGUAAACAUUGUCCGUCGCUGGUUCAGAAACGAGGCUGUCAAGGUUUUAAAUGCCACAGUCACUCUGAUCGAAGAGUCCAACGCGAAAUGGCACUGCUUUUACCAGCGGAAUUAUCAAAGAGUCGGCAUGAAAAUGACACAAGUGAUAUUAGACGAAAUCUGAGGUUGCGGUACUCGGAUUCAUUUAAACACAAUAGAGAACAUGAAUACUGCGUCGAAUUUGAAGUAAUUAAAGCGUCAAAGGCUUGCCGUAAAAUUCCACCAUAUAAUCAGCUUGCUGAAGGAGAUCGGGUCGUUAUUCGCUGUGAUUUAGAAGCUCAACAACAUGAAACAAUCACAACGGAAAUAACCGAUAAUUCAUCAAUACAGGACGAUGAACCGAAAGCAAAAUUUCGUUGCCGUGGCGAAGGACUACCCGGUAGGAAUACACAUUGGAGCGCAUUAGCUGUGCCAUCAUGUCGUGGCAAAUGGCUUCGACUGACUGUGGGUCAACCAAAAAAAUGCAAAGAAUCACAAUUCAUUUUUAUAUAAAGAAAGAAAAAAACAAGUUGGUUACAAUCAAAUCCAAUAUGUGCGCGUCAUGUGCGGUUAUUCUUUGUUCUCUUAAUUGCAACUUUGUUUAAUUAAAUGUUUUAGUUUAAGAUA
Messenger RNA from Bradysia coprophila, 1720 nucleotides. It is a transcript of the gene vex, whose product is annotated as somatomedin B and thrombospondin type 1 domain containing protein vexed. The record is from RefSeq and is a predicted model, not a curated record. NCBI's taxonomy places the organism in Eukaryota, Metazoa, Arthropoda, Insecta, Diptera, Sciaridae.